Eutrema salsugineum is the source of this 1518-nucleotide messenger RNA. Its product is annotated as UDP-galactose/UDP-glucose transporter 5B. The record is from RefSeq and is a predicted model, not a curated record. Gene Ontology annotation, molecular function: 3'-phosphoadenosine 5'-phosphosulfate transmembrane transporter activity. Bases 250 to 1281 code for a protein of 343 amino acids. Gene Ontology annotation, biological process: transmembrane transport. The transcript is spliced from 12 exons. Gene Ontology annotation, cellular component: Golgi membrane; endoplasmic reticulum membrane. NCBI's taxonomy places the organism in Eukaryota, Viridiplantae, Streptophyta, Magnoliopsida, Brassicales, Brassicaceae.
AGGAGAGGACGGUGGAGCAAACCGGAUCUUGUCGGAGAGUCGCCGGGGAAUUUCUUCCGGCGAUCUUGUUUUCAGAGUUAGAGAGAUAUUUCUUCGAUUCCACUAGAUCGGCCCUUUUUUCAUAUACGUUUCUCGAUUGAGAUUGUGAAAUCUCUGAGCUUCGUCGCCUCGUAGGUGUAGUUACCGUAGUUUCGCACGCUUACACAAACGAAUCGGACAGAAGCGAAGAUAUUGAGAGGUGGAUGAGCCAUGUCUGAGACGGAAACAGUAAACGGAGUGAAGGAGAACAAAUUAUGGAAAGGUGUAUUCGCCGUUUCCGGCAUUAUGUCUACUCUUGUCAUCUAUGGUGUUCUUCAGGAGAAGAUAAUGAGAGUUCCUUAUGGAUUGAACAAGGAGUUCUUUAAGCAUUCUUUGUUUCUGGUUUUCUGCAAUCGGCUCACUACAUCAGCUGUCUCUGCUUGUGCUUUACUGGCAAGCAAGAAAGUUUUGGAUCCUGUAGCUCCGGUUUACAAAUAUUGCCUUAUAUCCGUGACUAACAUCUUAACCACUACAUGCCAAUAUGAGGCUCUCAAGUAUGUGAGCUUCCCAGUCCAAACACUUGCAAAAUGUGCAAAAAUGAUACCAGUAAUGGUAUGGGGAACACUCAUUAUGCAGAAGAAGUAUAAAGGCUUUGACUAUUUAGUUGCUUUUCUUGUGACCCUUGGCUGCUCUGUGUUUAUUCUUUUUCCGGCAGGAGAUGAUAUUAGUCCAUACAAUAAAGGAAGGGAAAAUACUGUUUGGGGUGUUUCCCUUAUGGCUGGGUAUCUUGGGUUUGAUGGAUUUACAAGCACAUUCCAAGACAAACUUUUUAAAGGAUAUAAUAUGGAGAUACAUAACCAAAUAUUCUACACAACACUUUGUUCUUGUGUCCUGAGUUUCACUGGACUUAUAUUGCAAGGCCAUUUACUACUAGCUGUAGAUUUUGUUACUCGCCAUAGAGAUUGUUUACUCGACAUCGCUCUGCUUUCCACAGUUGCAACAGCGAGCCAGUUCUUCAUUUCUUACACCAUUAGGACAUUUGGUGCUCUAACAUUCGCUGCAAUCAUGACGACGAGACAGCUUGCAAGCAUCAUGCUCUCGUGCAUUUGGUUCUCUCAUCCUCUUAGCUGGGAGCAAUGCAUCGGAUCGGUCAUCGUUUUCGGGUCUUUAUACGCGAAAAACUUACUGAACAACAACAAAAAAUCACAAAUGCAACCGCCGCCUCCAGAACUUCCGCAGUUUGAAAAGCCUGAGGGCUCUUAAGAGUUAACCUUUAAAACCAUUUAGAGGUUUUGUUUUCUUCCUCUUGAUAUAACCCUCAAAACAAAAACAAAAACAAAAACGAGUCGUUAGGGAAUUGAGAUUAGGAUUUAUAUAGACUCUCUGUAUUUUUUUUUUUCAUCAUUUGUUUAUUUGAUUUUGUUGGAUCUCUUGUAAGAUUAUAUAUACAUAUGUAUUUCGAUGACAUCUGAUGUAGCAAUGUGAUCAUAUCAGACUGAU